AUGAACGUCAGCGAGGCUUUCCCGGUAGGUGUCGGCGGCGAGGUUAACUCGAGCGACCCCGGCUUCGGGGCGAACCGCAGCUACGUCGACCUCUGGGAGCCGGCGAGCAACCUGAGCUACGGCGACCUCUGGAACCUGGCGUCCGACCGGGCGGGCCUGGCCAUCGUCCUCUUCCUCUUCUCCGUGGCGACCAUCUUCGGGAACCUCCUGGUGAUAGUGGCGGUGAUAAGGGAGCGCUACCUCCACUCGGCGACCAACUACUUCGUCACCUCUCUGGCCUUCGCCGACUGCCUGGUGGGGUUGGUCGUCAUGCCCGUAAGCGCCAUCUACGAGGUCCUAGAGAACAGGUGGCUCUUCGCAAUCGACCUCUGCGACGUCUGGCGCUCCCUCGACGUCCUCUUUUCCACGGCCUCCAUCCUCAACCUCUGCGUCAUCAGCCUGGACAGGUACUGGGCCAUCACCGACCCCUUCACCUAUCCGACCAGGAUGAGCACCAGACGCGCCGGGAUGCUCAUCGCCAUAGUCUGGAUCUGCUCCGGAGCCAUCUCCUUUCCGGCCAUCGCAUGGUGGCGCGCCGUCCGCACCGAGGAGGUCCCCGAGGACCAGUGCCCCUUCACCGAGAACCUCGGGUACAUCAUCUUCUCCUCGACCAUCAGCUUCUACCUGCCCCUCUUCGUCAUGGUCUUCACCUACUACCGCAUUUACCGCGCGGCAGUCGUCCAGACCAGAAGUCUCAAGCUCGGCACCAAGCAGGUUAUGAUGGCACCCGGGGAGCACGAGCUCACCCUCAGGAUACACAGGGGAGGCGCUGCCGGGACCACCGACUCCAGGAACCUGUGUAGGACCGCCUCCAGCACGCCCGAGGAUCUCCAGGACCUCGAGGAGCCCCUCACCGCCCUACAUCCAAACAAUGGCCUCACCAGACUAUCUUCGGGCCGCAUGAACAAUAAACACCUCGGCAAGAAUUUCUCGCUCUCGCGGAAACUCGCGAAAUUCGCCAAGGAGAAGAAAGCCGCCAAGACCCUCGGCAUCGUCAUGGGCGUCUUCAUAGUCUGCUGGCUGCCCUUCUUCGUGGUGAACCUCUGGUCCGGCUUCUGCACGAAGUGUAUCUGGCAGGAGAAGAUCGUCUCCGCGGCAGUGACGUGGCUCGGCUGGAUCAACAGCGGGAUGAAUCCUGUCAUCUACGCCUGCUGGAGCCGAGACUUCAGACGAGCCUUCGUCAGGAUCCUCUGCGUGUGCUGCCCGAGGAAAAUGCGCCGGCGGUACCAGCCAGCCUUCAGGUGCAAACCCAGCCAGUACGUCUCCGGGAUGGGUGGAGGGCACCACGGGAGCAACGUGGGGUACAACAGCGUAAGCCAGAGCAGCGACAGCGGGAUGUGACGUCAGGGUGAGGCCCCCCCGGGGGGCCCACGUCGGGGAAGGGCCAUCCGCUUCCGAGACACGUGACUGUAGGCGGGCCCAGGGCCCGUCUCCACUUCCGGCGAAC
Molecule: messenger RNA, 1486 nt
Organism: Orussus abietinus
Lineage: Eukaryota; Metazoa; Arthropoda; Insecta; Hymenoptera; Orussidae
Gene: Dop1R2
Product: dopamine receptor 2
Exons: 4
Coding region: 1-1380 (459 amino acids)
Biological process (GO): adenylate cyclase-activating adrenergic receptor signaling pathway
Cellular component (GO): membrane
Molecular function (GO): G protein-coupled receptor activity
Source: RefSeq, a predicted model, not a curated record